CGUCUAAACGACUGAAUAAAUUUCAACGAAAUUUACUUUACGAUAUAAGCUUGUAGAAGUGACUGGUUGUUGUGGUAACCGUAUUCCAAACACGUAAAUUUACAGUAAACUACUUUCAUUAAACUGAAGUACAAUUAAGACAUGCAACCAUUAAAAGUAAUAGUUGUAGGACCUGUUAGGAGCGGUAAAACGUCAAUAUCGAAUUUUCUUGCCGAUGCUACAGAGAUACCUUAUGAUUACCACCCAACACAGGGUGUUAGAAUAUUAGAAUUUGAAAUAGAAAAUAUAAACGUAAAUAAUAAACGUGUCACGCAAGAUAUCGAAUUGUGGGACUGUAGCGGAGAUCACAAAUUUGAAAAUUGUUGGCCAGCUAUAAGGAAAAAUUUACAUGGUGUUAUAUUCGUGUACAGUGAAAGAUCAAAUGAAUGUUUGAAAGAACUUCAACAAUUGUAUGAUUAUUUUAUUAAUCAAACACAAGUAGGCCCGGACCGAUGUGUAAUAUUUUGUUACGAUCCUGAAAAAAAAAAUCUUGAAAUAUCAAAAAUUAUUUCUUCAACGUUUGCAAAAGUGUCUCACGUGAAGUGCAAUGUAGAAAGCGGUGGAAAUAAACUUAAAUCUGAUUUUUCUUCCUUCGUAAAUACAAUAGUUACUAAAAUGCAUAACUACACAGAUCCACAAGAUAAAAAUAUUUUAAGUGAUAAUGUAUUGUUUGUGAAAUAA
Molecule: messenger RNA, 720 nt
Organism: Colletes gigas
Lineage: Eukaryota; Metazoa; Arthropoda; Insecta; Hymenoptera; Colletidae
Product: intraflagellar transport protein 22 homolog
Exons: 4
Coding region: 142-720 (192 amino acids)
Biological process (GO): intracellular protein transport
Cellular component (GO): endomembrane system
Molecular function (GO): GTPase activity
Source: RefSeq, a predicted model, not a curated record